GGGUGUAGAAACAUCAACCUUUCUGCUCUACAGCAGAACGGUUCAACACCAGAAAUCUUAAGUUGACUAAAGAAAUCCUGACAGGACUCGGUUUACUCUGAAGGACCAUGUUUCAGUUUUUCUUGUGUUGACUGUAGAACCACCUCCUCUCUGGCCCAAAGUUGUGUCUCCAGUCCUGAUUCUGCUGUUUGUCCUGGCUGCUGUCCUGGGUUUGGUCUUCUACUGUAGAUAUAAGAAGAUGAAAUGUAAACCAGUCUACGAGCUGCAGUUGGCGAGUGCUGGGGAGGGGGAACCGUCUGUCCUGCUGCCCUGUAAAACCAGACGUUUCCUUCCUGCGGACGCCACCGUGGAGUGGAGACACAUUAACAAAGAUGUGGUGGUCCACAUGUAUUCAAACGACACACGACAGCCUAUCAUACAGAUAGAGAACUACCAAAACCGCACCAAGAUGAUGGAGAACCCGCUGAGAACCGGAGACUUGUCUUUGACAUUGCACUCUCCCUGUCCUGCAGACAGUGGUCUCUAUGUCUGCACCGUGCAGAAGCGUGGACACAAAGUCAAACAGAAAGUUGUGUCUCUCCACGUUAAAGAAAACGGUGCAUUUUUAGUUGCAGAUUUAGUGUUUGGUGACGUAGUUCCAGAUGGACAACUGUGUCCACCUGAAAACAGGACCGGAAGCAUCGGAGACGAUGAGAGUCUGAGGGGGGGCCUAAAGGAUAGCCUGAGGGGGAGCCUGAAGGGCAGUACUGACCAAAGAUCGUCUGCCUCCUCUUUGUGGUCGAGCAACAGGGAAGUUCAUCUGUCACAUCAAUCAAUCUAUGAAAAUGACUGAUUUUACAAACCGGCUGCCUGAUCAGCUCAACAUGAUGCAGGCAUCAGAAAGACCAAUGGGACACAUAGCCUGAUACACAUUUACACGUAACACAUGGACAACAUUUUGAAACACAUCGAGAUCUGCCAGCUGUUGACUCCAAACCAGUUUGUACUUUUGUAAAGUUCUUUAUUAUUUUUGUCUGAAAGGUGCUGUAUAAAUAAAAAAAAGAUUUAAUUUUGUAAACAUUAAGUUUCACAACGUAAAACCUAACAACACAAAAAAGAACCAAAGAGACCAAUAAGCAGUGGUGUUCCACAGGGUUCGAUAUUCGGUCCCAAGUUAUUUAUGUUUGUUUAAAACAAGAUAUUUACAUGAACUGUAUGAAAACAACUUUUUUUUCUAUCCAGGAAUCAGCCUCUCCUGUUUUUCACCUGUUCAAAGGCAGAUCCUUGUUACUACAUAGUAACUCCAUUGGGGUAGUACUCAGUCUGAUUAGAUUUGGGCUUCAAAGGGUCAAAGGUCAAGAUCAUUUAUGGUGAUUGGUAAUAUAAAACUGGCAUUUUUUUCUAUUUCGUCAACAGGCAGGCAGAGGCAUACCAGUCAAUGCUUUGGCAUUGAG
Molecule: messenger RNA, 1433 nt
Organism: Austrofundulus limnaeus
Lineage: Eukaryota; Metazoa; Chordata; Actinopteri; Cyprinodontiformes; Rivulidae
Product: butyrophilin-like protein 8
Exons: 4
Coding region: 239-832 (197 amino acids)
Biological process (GO): positive regulation of T cell proliferation; T cell costimulation; immune response
Cellular component (GO): external side of plasma membrane
Source: RefSeq, a predicted model, not a curated record